Molecule: messenger RNA, 7239 nt
Organism: Drosophila suzukii
Lineage: Eukaryota; Metazoa; Arthropoda; Insecta; Diptera; Drosophilidae
Gene: Lmpt
Product: four and a half LIM domains protein limpet
Cellular component (GO): Z disc; nucleus
Molecular function (GO): transcription coregulator activity; zinc ion binding
Source: RefSeq, a predicted model, not a curated record
GCCAUUUGAACGGAUUCGGUUCUUGGCGGUUCUCUCGCCGCUGAAUCACUCCCCUAGAAAUUCUCUAGAAAUCGUGGGACCCAUGGGCACUUGCCGCCGCCGGGGCAUUAAUCAGUUGCAAGACGAUCGAUUAGCGGAAAACAAGAGCCCGCCCGUGCAACUGCAGCCGCCUGGCGAUUGCCCAUUUUCCGAUUCUUCUCGCCCCGUGACACGCGCUCUCAUAAAUCUUCUCAAAAACGUAGAUAGAUAAAUAAAUAAAUAAAUAUCGAUGAUUGGUCCAAUGAUUGGCGAGCGAAUAGUGAAAUAAAUAUUUUUCGAAUUACCUAAUCGACUGGCCAUUAACGUGAGUGGUGUGAGUGUUUCGAGUGCGUGGUGAAUAUAUUUUAUAUAAUACGCGUUAGCCGAAUCGUUUCUCGCCGCGAUAUACUCUCAUUGCAUCGGCGAACGUUGGAGGAUUCGGAUUCGGAUUCGAUUUUGGGCAUUACGCAAUGGCCGCGGAAGAGGCGCUAACCGGCGUCGGCGAGCUGCUUUUCUCGCUUCUAAUAGGCUACCUGGGCGCCCUGGAAUUCGCCUUUGUGGCCCGUCAUCUCUACCACUGGUCCUUCCGGCAUCCCUCGGAUUCUUCUGCCGAUGCAGCCGCUGAUGCAGAAGAAUUGCCUCGUCUGCGUGAGAGAUUGGAGAAGGAGAUCAAAGAGGCGGGCGAAAGGGAAGCCCAGGCUGGCACCAAUGUCAUGCAGGAUGGUGUCCUCUAUAGCAAUGGAAUCCGGGUAGAUCCUGCUGGUGAGAAAAGAGAAGUUCUGGCCGCAGAAUUGGCUCGCCAACAGCAAAUCGAAGCGGAGACGCGACGUCAGCUGGCCGAAGCCGAAGCCAAACUGGCUGAAGAAAGACUACGGGUCCAGAGAGAGAAAGAGGAAGCGGAGGAACAGCAGCGGAAGCUCGUAGAGGCCGAAAGACAGCGCGAAAGAGAGCAGGCGGAGAAAGAACUGCAAGAACAAAGAGAGGCAGAGCGCAGGCAGUUAGAAGCAGAAGAAAGCGAGCGUAAACAGCGCGAAAUCGAAGAGAAGGAACGCCUAGAGAACGAAAGAAAGCUGAUAGAGGCCGAACGAGAACGGGAAGAGAAGGAGCGAAGACUGCAAGCGGCGGAAGAGCAGCGCGAGCGGGAAGAAAGUGAAAGAAGAAUCAUCGAGGCAGAGCGUCAGAGGGAGCAGGCUGAAGCCGAAGCCGAACGCCAAAAGGAGAUAGCCGAGCAAGCAAGGCUCCUCGUUGAAGCCGAGGCAGCCGAAGCCGAGCGUCUUGUUUUUGAAGCCGAGAUCCAAAGAGAGCGGGACCAAGCUGACGAGGAAGAACAGGACCAACGCGAUGCGGAGAUUGUAGAUCGUCUUCUGGCGGCGGAAAGGGAGCUCAGCAUGAGCGCCACCGAGAGCGAACUGGAGGAAGAUGUCGCUAUCGCAGAGCAGUCGCGUCGCCUCAUCUCCAGCAGAACAGAUCUGGAGCAGAAGCAGCGGAUGAUCGAGGAGAAUGCUCGACGCUUCCUUGAGGCGGAGGAGGAGAUGGUCAUGCUGCAACAGCGCCAGUUGCAAGCCGCCCACAGCAAAGAGGAAGAAGACGAGUAUGCCGGAAUGGAGCCCGUGGUGGAGGAGCCGUGUGUAAAAAGGGUGGCGCCACCCAGAUUUCAGGAACCACCGGAAGAACCGCUAAUGGUGCAGAAGGUGAAAACUCAAUUUGGCCAAGGAAGCGGUUCCGAAGAUGGCUACUUGGUGAAGUCGAAAACCCUGAACUUCCCAGGCGUCUCCGAUGAAGGUUCCUCCGUGGAACCCUUCUCCAGCCAACAGUCUUCGUUCAGUACUCAACCCUCUGAGGGCGAACGUCCUGAACCCGAGGGUGAAGAUCAGAUACAGGAUGUCCAGUAUACCGAGGACUACCUUCGUUCCCUGGAUGGGAUCAAGAAUCGUCCUUUGGUCCGCGAAGAUGGUUCAGGCAGGAGAAGAGCCUUCAAGAAGCGACGCUCCAGUGGCAGCUCCAAUUCUUCGCGAGACUCACGCGCCUCUCGCGACGAGGAGCUGAAGAUGUUUACAUCGCUGGAGGAGGAGGAGCUACGUCAUGGCGAGCGGGAAGACUACAAUCCCAUCAAGUAUUCGAGUGAGCCCACCCUGAAGGUCAAAUCCCACCGACGUCAUAAAAGAAGUCCAGCAAAGGAUAUAAGAUCCCCGGCAGAGACUAGUGGAUCCCUGGAGAUGCUCGGCGAGGAGAGCACUAAUCCCUGGGGUGAGGUGGUACCAGAGCACUAUAAGGACACCGAGUUCUGGAAGCGGGAAAAAGCCCUCUCCAUAGACGAAGAGAAUAUCGAACUGGAGAGACCCUCCAGGGGAGAGGAUGUGGAGGACGAAGCCACAAAUGAGCCCAAAUCCUCCUCUUUUGAGGAGGCCACUGAGGCACAAAACGAACAGGCUGUGGCUGCCCUGAAACAGCAACUUCCCAAGGAGCAGGUGGACAAGGAAACGGAGAAGGACAACUCGCAAGCGGUGGAGACCAGCGACAGCAACAAAGCCAAUCUGCAAACCUCUUCCGCAACAGAGGAGCAAUCAAGGGUUGGUUCACCUGGCUUGCGUCGUAGUCCGCGCAUGGAUGAAAUGGAGCACUACCCAGAGCGCUGGUCCGCCAGUCAGGAGCAGCAUCCAAAGCAAGAACAGCAACCGCAGCGAGCAGCACCAUCCAUCAAUGUCCAGCAACCGGAUACGGCACCUUGGCGGGAUCAGUACGGAUUACUUAUGGAGGGUCUCAGCGAUUUCUACGACUUUACCGCCUCAGUCAAUCCUUCAAGAUCCCGUUCUGCUUCGCGAAAUCCCUCACCAGCUCCCAAGAAUGUGGCUAAUCUUAUGAAUGUGGACGAGGAGCGAUCGCUAGAAGUAUUCGACGAUACUCAGGAGGGUGUGGCGGCAGGUGAACUAAACUGUGAGUCUGUGCUUCAACUCCUGGAAUCGAACUUGAAUGGAAACGAAUCCUCGAAUGAGCAGCUACAAGUGCAAACUGUAGCCGAUGAUGCUAGGAAUGGGAACUCCGUGGUACCCAUGGUAUAUCAGCCCCUAGAAGGGGCUUCACUUGGUUCUUCUCUAGAAGAGAGGGGAAGGGAACCUUCCGUGGACAGACAAUCCAGACCCCGAUCCCGAUCCCGUUCGCCACUUCCCACCUCGGAGAACCUAGAGAAAAGCAUCCACAAACGGAGGGAGCGACUGAUCAAACAAAACGAUGAGCUUGCCGAACGUCUAUCCCAAUCUAGUUCCGAGGGUUCCAUGGAAAUCGAAGCUAAUGGUAAUGGUAGACUAAGCCCAGAGAUCACUCUACCCCAGCCCGUGAUAGAGAUUAAUGAUAUGGCCGAUGAACCCAUGGAGGAUGCCGAAACUACACCAGAACAAAUGCGACUCUUUGUGGAGACCUUGAGGGCUGAGAGGAAUGACCGCUCCAGAUCAAGAUCCCGUUCACGAUCCCGUUCUCCACUGCCAACAGCUGAUAAUAUAGCUAAGAGCUUGGAAAGUCGCCGUAUAAAGCGCAUUCAACACAAUGAUGAGAUCUUCGAGAAACUUCACGAACAAAUGCCAUCACCAGAGAUUAUAAUUGAAUCGGCUUCACCUCCAAGGUCUCCGCUUCCCAUGCCCACCGUAACCAUUGAAAUUGUAGAACCACCAGAGGAAAGUGCAGUCCAAACCGAGGCAGAACCCGAGGAUACUCCGGAGAGCAUGGCAAGACUCUUUGAGCAACUGCGUCUAAACCGAGUGAGAUCCCAUUCUCGGUCCCGAUCACGUUCACCACUACCCACAGCCGCCAAUUUGGAGCAGAGUGUGCAGAAGCGACGCGAGAAGCUGAUAGCCCAGAAUGACCAGUUCUUCGAGGUGCUACAGGAGAGGGCGAGGACCCCGGAGCCCGAACCCCGUUUAACAGUGGAGUACGUCUAUGAGUUUGUGCAGGAGAAGGACGAUCACAUUGCAGAAAGUCGCGACAUGCGAUCCUUGUCACCAUCUCGCUCGAGAUCCCAGUCACAAGAAGGGGAGCCCGACGACUUCCAUUUGAUGCUCAAUCUGGAGGGCAGUGAGUUGCGCACUCUACGCAAAAACAGUGAGGAACUAGAAAGUGUCCUGGCAGCGAGUGUGAAACAGAGGGAAUUGGACCUGGAAGCCCUAGAGAAGCUACACAAUGCCAAUGAGGAAAUAGAGUUGCGCGUGCUCAGUCCAACCAAUUCGGAAUUGGAAAGAUUGGUUGAGAUGACACGAGAGAAUCCAGAUCUAGAUCGUACGGUCUCCGAGGUGGCCAGGGAUCUGCAGGAUGAGCUCGUGGCCAGCGGUUUCAAACGCUCCACCUAUGUGGGUGAGUCCCUUGAUCUGGGAAGUGAUCAAUUUAAGGAGCAUCGUCGCGAAGCAGCUCAAUUUCAAAGAUCCCGAAGCCCAUCUCCUGGAUUGAGCAUGGAUCUAGCUCGAGAGCAUGCGGCAGCCCAAAGGGAGCUCCAAGCAGCCAUACUAGACUCCCUUACCGACAAUCGUUUGGGCGCCAAACCCAAGACCUUCUCCGAGGAGAGAACUGGCGAGUCCCAGGAAAUCUCUGCCGCCCAGCUGGAUGAUUUACGUCAUCGUACCGCUGAGUUUCAACGUUCUCGUAGCCAGAGUCGUUCUCCGCUGAGAGAACAGGAUCUGACACAGUUGAGGGACAUCGAAGCUGAGUCGGCUAAGAGGGAAAUGCAGGAUCAGUUACUAGAUAAGUGGGCCGCUUCGACCAUUAAUUUCGAGAACUUUUCACGGCACUUGAAUGCCGAUUUUCUAGACAGCGAGCGACGGGCUUCUGACUCGGCUUUAAUGGGUGAUCUAGAACCUGAUGAAUACCAUCACUUCCGUCGCUACUCACUCGCCCAAGAAGAGCCCGUUGAGGAGUACCCCAGCGAUGACUUUGUCUACAUCUCCCAAAUCGAAGUCCGAACUCUCACUGGGACCAGAACUUGGUUAAAAGAGGAUUUUUACACCGAAGAACCGGAGGACUUUUGUGAUUCAAAAAGUCCGGUAAAGGAUGAAGACUCUUGGGCGAGAGCUGUUUUGGCUGCAGAGGCGGAGGCAGCUGAGUUCGAUGCCACCAAUGCCAUCUACAGCUAUGAUAUUGUCGGGGACCACGAGGGCCUGGAUCAGGAGAGGAGUAGCUCCAAUGACAGCGAGGACACACGACAGACAGUGGUGGAGAUCGAUGACGACGAUGAGUACGAGUUUGAGAUGGACGAGGGAAUCUCGGAUAAUAAUGAACGUACCCAACCCACCGAUGAAUCCCAUCAUGACACCUCCGAGUGUGAGGAGGCGGAGAGGAAUGCCGAUCGCUAUGAGAAUCGGGGAGCUCAGGAUUGGGAGGAGGUUGAGGAUGUGGAGGAUUUCCUUGACUAUGGUUUUGAUGAUGGCGCUGUGGGCGGAGCAACACCCUAUUCCGAUCCAGACUCAUUUAUUGAACAGAUCUACAAUGAUGCCAUUAAGAACAGAAAGCAGUCAGGUAUCCUAAGGGAGUACGAGACCAUGGUUCAGGAACAAUUGCCCUCGGAUCACAGCGAAUCGGAUAAGGAAAAGUCGGGUUCUGAGAGUGAGAAAUACGCCCUGUGGGCCAAGACCAGGGAACUUGAGCGAUCCCAUUCUAGUACCCGACAUUCGGAUGUGGAUGUUGCCCUGGGUUUGAUACCAGAGAGCGAUCAUCGGGAGUCUGAAAUACGUUAUUUGGGGGAUGCUCAUGUGGCGGCCCGACAAUCUACAAGGUUGCGAACUCGUUAUGGUUUCAAUCCUAAGCUAGAUGUGGGUGAACUGGAAGAUGAUAUCGAGGUGGAUCUUAACUACAAGCCCAAGAGGGAGUACAACUGGCGCAAGAACUUCAAACUAGAUGACAAUGACGAACAGGAAAAUAAUGCCCAGGAUUUAGCAGAUGAAAAUGAAGAUCAGGAAGCCAUAGAUCAGUUUGAGGAGGAAUUCGGCUGGCAAGAACAAGAACAGGAAGAACUUCGUGAUCAGGAAAAUGAUGAGACAAUGUUUUUAAAUGAAGAAAACGGUGAAAUAGAACAUGGGGAACUAUUGGAGAACCGGCGAAUCAGUCUUGGCGGUGAAAGUAUCACCCUCUUCAGUCGCAGUCCCGUUCGCGAAAUUUUAGCAGACGUGCCAGAAGAACUUCCGCAAGAAGAAGAACCACCCGAAGAACAGCCAGAAGAAGCGGCGCCCUUGGAAGAAUCACCCGCUGAGAAGCCCAAGAAAAAGAAGAGUAAGAAGAAGCUACGCAAGGGAUCCAAAACCGAAGAAGAACUAAGGGAUGAUAAUGACUCGGACACUCAAAUGGGUUGCACCCGGCGAAAUGAGGACCAGGAGACUGCAGAACCACCAAAAAGAAAGACACGCUCCAGGCGUAGCUCCAAAAGCAGCCUGAUCAACGAAGAAACCAAUGGAGGAUCUGGACUCUUCUCACCGCGGGGCAGUCUAGCCUUUGUGGGUGAAUCUUUGGAGGGCAUAGCCGAAUUUGAGCCAGACGAAGAGCAGUCUACAAAGAAGAAGACUAAGAAACGCAAGAAGUCUUCAGCAAAAGAAAACAAGGAGGAAGCUAGGGAGGAGACCCAACCGCAGGCUACAGAAGAUUCUCAUCUAGAUAAGGCCUUGGCUGCUGCUCUGGCGGAGAUUGCUCCCGUUUCGGUGUCCACAAAUUUGACUCCAGAAUCCACACAGCAGAACCUAUUGUCUACGAUCAGUGCUGGACAAAGUGUGUGUAUAACCCCAGCCUCAUCGAUUGAGGAGAUUGGAGAAUCCACUCAACCUUCUUCAGUUGCAGUUGUGCCCGCGCGAUCCGUUGUGGACACCUUUGACAUACUCAAAGAUGCCAACUUCUAUCCACUCUUCUAGCUCGCUUGACAUGUUCAUAAGCCAAGUCAAGCCAAGCACAGCCCAGCACAAUCCAGUCCAAGCCACAUCCAAAAACCGAGCACGCUGCACAUGAAUUCAGUCCCAGUUAAAGAUCCAGUGUCCAGAAACCAGCAUCCAGCAUCCGCUCCUCUGACUGAGGGUAAACACCCACCCACGGGAUCCCCGAUCCCGAUCUGUAUAAACCAUGUAUUAUACUAACGACCCAGAAAACUUUGCACCCAAAAAGUACCGAACGAUUGAAGGAUUGUUUACCAUAGCUGUUAGUCUAUUUAACGAUUUUGUCUUUAUAAAAAUGCCGAGAAUAAAAGCCAACUGAAUAAAUGAA